AUGGGCUGCACGCUGAGCGCCGAGGACAAGGCGGCGGUGGAGCGGAGCAAGAUGAUCGACCGCAACCUCCGCGAGGACGGCGAGAAGGCGGCGCGCGAGGUCAAGCUGCUGCUGCUCGGUGCUGGUGAAUCUGGGAAAAGUACGAUUGUGAAGCAAAUGAAAAUUAUCCAUGAGGCUGGCUAUUCGGAAGAAGAAUGUAAACAGUAUAAAGCAGUGGUCUACAGUAACACCAUUCAGUCCAUUAUUGCUAUCAUUAGAGCCAUGGGGAGGUUGAAGAUAGACUUCGGUGACUCAGCUCAGGCGGAUGAUGCACGCCAACUCUUUGUGCUCGCUGGAGCCGCUGAAGAAGGUUUCAUGACUGCGGAACUUGCCGGAGUUAUAAAGAGAUUGUGGAAAGAUAGCGGUGUGCAAGCCUGUUUCAGCAGAUCCCGAGAGUACCAGCUGAACGAUUCUGCAGCAUACUACUUGAAUGACCUGGACAGAAUAGCACAGCCAAAUUACAUUCCAACUCAACAAGAUGUCCUCAGAACUCGAGUGAAAACUACAGGAAUUGUUGAAACCCAUUUUACUUUCAAAGAUCUUCACUUUAAAAUGUUUGACGUGGGAGGACAGAGGUCUGAGCGGAAGAAAUGGAUUCACUGCUUCGAAGGAGUGACCGCCAUCAUUUUCUGUGUGGCUCUGAGUGACUACGACCUGGUUCUCGCCGAAGACGAAGAAAUGAAUCGAAUGCAUGAAAGCAUGAAGUUGUUCGAUUCCAUAUGUAACAACAAAUGGUUUACAGAAACAUCCAUUAUACUUUUUCUAAACAAGAAGGAUCUCUUCGAAGAAAAAAUCAAAAAGAGCCCUCUCACUAUAUGCUACCCGGAAUAUGCAGGCUCGAACACAUAUGAAGAGGCAGCUGCAUACAUUCAAUGUCAGUUUGAAGACCUCAAUAAGAGAAAGGACACAAAGGAAAUAUACACCCACUUCACAUGUGCCACAGAUACUAAGAAUGUGCAGUUUGUUUUUGAUGCCGUAACAGAUGUCAUCAUAAAAAAUAAUCUAAAAGAUUGUGGUCUCUUCUAA
Messenger RNA from Pipistrellus nathusii (Nathusius's pipistrelle), 1065 nucleotides. NCBI's taxonomy places the organism in Eukaryota, Metazoa, Chordata, Mammalia, Chiroptera, Vespertilionidae. The record is from the annotation of a GenBank genome assembly.